CUGAGUUGAACAUUAUACAUUCAAUGGCUGAAUCGUUAGCUCAAGCUGGAUUAUAUAUUGACGAUUUUUAUAAACUUCGAAUAGUUGAUCCUAGAGUCUCACAAGAAACAAGCGAACUUAAGGAAGAAUGUGAAAAGUAUCUUUCAAAAAUGAACGACUUUAAGGUGAUUAUUGGAGAACUUUUCAACCUGAUCAGCUCUGUAGCUGAAAAAGUUGAAUCACAAAAGCUAAAAGCGAUUGGUUCAAGAAACCUACUUACCUCUAUGGAAAAGCAAAGAGACUUACAACAAAAACACUUGGAAUCCCAGAUAUUGGCCAAAAAGAAAGAUAUAGAUAGAUUGAAUAUUCAAUUACAAUCAUUACAAAAAGAAGAAGCUGAACAAACAGAGUUUAUUGAACGUUUUCUUAUGGGUCGUUAA
Molecule: messenger RNA, 419 nt
Organism: Schistosoma bovis
Lineage: Eukaryota; Metazoa; Platyhelminthes; Trematoda; Strigeidida; Schistosomatidae
Source: the annotation of a GenBank genome assembly